AUGUCUGCACAUAAAACGUCUACUUCUCCAUCAUUCCCCCACAGUAUGUUGCACAGAGCUAUCUACUCAACACUUCACAGAUCUCCCAUCAGAUAUAUUCACGUGAAAAUGCUGUCUUUGGAGGAGCAAGCAAAGAAGAAUGCUGCUUACAAGGCGGUGGACGAAAAUUUCCCAGAGAACGCCAAGGUCAUUGGUGUUGGAUCAGGUAGCACCGUGGUCUAUGUUGCUGAAAGACUAGGUCAGUUGCCCAACAAGAGCGACUUUGUGUGCAUUCCAACCGGAUUCCAACUGAAACAGUUGAUCAUCUCCAACGGGCUUAAUUUGGGCUCCAUUGAACAGUUCCCCGAUGUGGACAUUGCCUUUGAUGGCGCAGAUGAAUGUGACGAGAGCCUCAACUUGAUCAAGGGUGGAGGUGCCUGUCUCUUCCAGGAAAAACUUGUCGCUGGUUCAGCUAAGAAGUUUGUUGUGGUUGCUGACUUCAGAAAGAAGUCCGCCGCUUUGGGUGUGCAAUGGACCAAGGGUGUUCCUAUUGAGAUUGUGCCAAACUCAUACGCCAAAGUGACUGCUGAUUUGACUAGAAUGGGUGCUUCGAAAGUGAUCUUGAGACAAGGUGGCUCAGCUAAGGCUGGACCUGUUAUCACAGACAACAACAACUUCUUGCUCGAUGCCGACUUUGGCAAGAUCGAGGACCCAAAGCUGUUGCAUGCUCAGAUCAAGGCAUUGGUUGGUGUGGUGGAAACUGGACUUUUCACCAACAUGGCUAAAAAGGCUUACUUCGGAGAGACUGAUGGGGCAGUGUCCACCUGGAGCGCCUGA
Messenger RNA from Australozyma saopauloensis, 816 nucleotides. RefSeq names its product ribose-5-phosphate isomerase (gene RKI1). Gene Ontology annotation, molecular function: ribose-5-phosphate isomerase activity. The coding region runs from base 1 to 816 and encodes 271 amino acids. The transcript has a single exon. The record is from RefSeq and is a predicted model, not a curated record. NCBI's taxonomy places the organism in Eukaryota, Fungi, Ascomycota, Pichiomycetes, Serinales, Metschnikowiaceae. Gene Ontology annotation, biological process: D-ribose metabolic process; pentose-phosphate shunt, non-oxidative branch. Gene Ontology annotation, cellular component: intracellular membrane-bounded organelle.